CUUCUAUUGAUAAUUUGUGUAUUAUUGAAAAUUUAGUCGAAUUUAAACACGCGCGCUGUUUGUAAGAGUGUUAAAUAGUUAACGUUUAUAAUAAACAUAAACUGAAAGAAAACAGAAAACAUUCAAAGGAAGGUAUGGCAGACUCAGGACCUGUGGAGAGUAGUGCCCAGUCGACGAAGGACGCUUUAACUGUUGUAAUUGCCAUGGAUGGGAGUGAAUACUCAGAUUACGCUUUAAAUUUUUAUAUGCAGUGUUUGCACAGACCCGGAAAUAAAGUCUUAAUUGCCCACAAUACCGAAUAUAGAAUCGUCUCAAAUCCGGCGGUGGCAGUGAUGUCUGGAGGCACAGAUAUGUCAAUGGUGACGAAGGAGAUCAAGGCAGAGGAAGAAAGAACAAAGGAACUGAUUGAAAAGCUGACGCAAAAACUUCAAGAUCUGAAGAUCGAUGGUAGAAUCGAAAACAUCCACGGCCAGACUGGACCGUCCCUUGUCACCUUUGUUACCGACAAUAAAGCUGAUUACAUCGUCGUUGGCUGCCGAGGCAAAGGGAAGUUCAGGAAGACCUUCACCGGAAGUGUAACUGAUUACAUCACGCAUCAUUCCCACGUGCCUGUGAUUGUUGCCAGGAAUAUCGACCAUCUGGAGAAACUUCACCUCCACAUGCCGCCUUUCAGACAUCACAAGAAACACGAUGGUCCUGCGUCUCCUUCGUCACCCAAGUCACCAGAGUCACCCUUGUGUAAACAGUAAACAAAAACAACCCCAAAUGCUUGUGCUUAUUGGAUUUUAGAACAAAUGGUCAUGUUAAAGACAGCAAGAUAGACAACUCUUUAUGACUUAUUUCAAUCUAUUGUCAUAAAUUAUCGUUUCAUAAAUGUUAUCCAAUGGAUCUAUUUCCAGAAUUGUGCAAAAUUAUCCAAGAAUAUGUUAUAUGUGUGUUUUUUAAUUAAACAUGUUAAUAUGUUCAAUUCCGCAGGGCAGACAGUUCUUCAGGCUAUUUCAAUUUUAUGGCAUUCCUAGUUUAUGUAUAAAUAAAGCAUCAAAUAUACAA
Molecule: messenger RNA, 1050 nt
Organism: Mercenaria mercenaria
Lineage: Eukaryota; Metazoa; Mollusca; Bivalvia; Venerida; Veneridae
Exons: 4
Coding region: 135-749 (204 amino acids)
Source: RefSeq, a predicted model, not a curated record